Molecule: messenger RNA, 3160 nt
Organism: Prorocentrum cordatum
Lineage: Eukaryota; Dinophyceae; Prorocentrales; Prorocentraceae
Source: the annotation of a GenBank genome assembly
GGCUCAAAGGGGGGCUUCGAACAGCAAAUCCGCCCCCCUCCCGCUGGGCCGCGGGCGGCUCGGCUGCGAGUCUACCAGGGCCAGCUGCCGCCAGGCGCCUCCUGCGGCAGCGGCGCUGCCGCGUCCGAGGCCGCGCGAGUCGCCGUGUCUCUCCGCCAGACUUGCAGCUUGCGGCCGACGAGCCGCGCCAGUGGAGCCGCCAGCGGCGCCAAUGGGCGCCGCCCGCUCGCUCUGCGACUGGCAGCCUGUCGAAGAUGAGCUCGCAGCGGGUAUGUCGGCGGGCCUGGGCGGCCGACUUUCCAGCAGCUGGUGUACAUUGACAGGGAUUUCGUUCAGAGCGCGAAGGAGGCAGCCGCCAGCUCGAGGUCCACGGUGGUGGGCUCGGGCGUGAGCGAAGAAAGCACCAGGUUCAGCACCAAGGCCAUGCUCGUGCUUCAGACAGCCAGCGCCCAAAGCAAGCUACCGUCCCAGCUGGACAGGUCAAAGGUGAGGAAGUUCCAGUCGUCCAUCGAGCAACAGGGCCUCGACGUCUCGAGGUGGGGCGACCAAGGCUCGAAGGCCUUGGACCAGCUCUACUGGGAGACCAUGGAGCAGAGGGGCUGCCAUUUUGUCAAGGGCAGCGACGGCCGACUGGAGAGGGUGGUUCGUUUGGUGAAGGUAAAGCUGGUGGCCGAUAUAUUCGGGGUCGAGCACACGCUGUACUCGCGCAUGCAGUUCAUGCACGACGGUCAGCAGGUGGAGCGCAAGCAGGUGCUGCUGAGAAAGCUCAGGUGGCGCAUUCAUCCUGACGACGACACGCUCAGCGCGGGGGACAUUAAGGGCGAGGAGUGCCAGCACACGGAGGAUUGGCGGGAAGGGGCCAGGACGGCGCUGGAGGAGCGUCUCGGGUUGAGCCAGGCGUGGCAGCAGAGUUGUUUGGUGGAGGACGUUCAUGCACACACAUUCCACAGAGAGGAGAACGUCAAGAGUGACGGCUAUCCUGGACUCAACACUUCCUAUUGCAUCCAUUGGAUCGCGUUGCGGGUCGUUGACCCUUGCUCGCAGGCGGUGUCCUGCAUCGGCCUGCCCAACGGGCUGGAGUUCGCCUCGUGCGACAACGACUUCUGCUUCGGCACACAGGGUAUGGACGACCUCGGCCUCCCCAUCGGCUCGCAGCUCAACAUCUGGACUUGGGAGCGAGAGAAGAAGGACGUGACGACGAGCGUGGCUCGCCCGCUGCCGAAGCGCAGUCCCACGUCGGGCGUUCCCGAGGCGCAUCUUACAGAGGUCGCGAGGUUCGUCAAGCGGGUGCCGUUGCCGGCGGUGUCCGCGCAGGCCCUGUCCGACCUGCAGCGCAAGCUCUCGAGCAGUUUGAAGUUCAUGCCGCCCAGCUCGUCGUUGUGCUCGGCGAUGGAGGGCAAGGAGACGGACUGGGCGAAAGCGAAGAAGAUCGCCCAAAGCUUGCUGGACAGGAAGUACACGCUGGCGAAGUUUAGCGAGGAUCUGGCGGCGUUCCCUGAGCUGCACCUGUACCUCCUUGACCACGCCAAGCAGCCGACCGAUGAUGACGCGCACGAGGCCGCUGGGAUGGCCAUGAUGAGCUCUGGCCGGACCAUCGGCGAUGAGUAUCAGCGCACCAUCGGCACUUUUUAUGCAAUAUUCUGGCUGCUGCGGCUGCACAUGGAUGGCAAGGAGGGAUUCUGCUUCGGCGUGGACGAGGACUGGGUACCGCACAGCAGCAAGGCCGUGAACGACGUAUACCUCGCGGACAAGCGUCUACUGUUUUUCCAGAAGGGCAACUGGAGCUACUUCGGGCAGCUUAUGCGCGAUGCUAAGCUGAUAUCAGAGGACGGGUGGGGGAGGGCCAAGGUGAACGAGAAGCGCGUUGUCUCCCUACUGGCCCUCACGGCCAUCCACGACAUCAUGAAGAUGGACAUAAUACUCCCUCAGGUCCAGCAACAGCAUUCACCCUUCCGCGGGUACACUGUCGGGGACACGAUCGGGGACCAUGACCACGCUCUGAGCUACAUCAUGGCGUACUACCCGCACCUCUUGCCGUCCUUCAGGGGCUUAGGCGAGGACGAGCGCCGCGCUGUAGAGUUCACGCAGUGCAGGUUACAGUUCAACCACGGGUGGUUCGUCCAGGGCGAGGCGCCCCCAGGGGCAGUUUUUACCUGCUUCAAGGAGGUGCUGAAGGCAGAAAGUGUGCACGGCCGAAUCAAGAAGGAAGAUUUGGCUUUGUACUUCGUGCACUGGCUCACAGACCUCGCAGGGGCCGAGCCAACGCCACUCGGCGGGUGCGAGAAAUUCGUGAUCAAAUUUCCGAUGGUGGUGCUUAAUAGCUUCCUGCGCUCCUUCGAAUUCGUGGAACGGAUCGUGGACGAGACUGAGACGCAAGUAAUGGAGGAGUACCUCAAGAUGAGGUGGUGCGAGAGUGUGCCCUCGCCAGGGGAGUUGCCGACCGGAGACGGCGCGGUUGCCAAGAUGCGCCUUCUCUGCAUGGCGCAGAUGAACGCGGGGCUCGUGCUGAGGGCUGUGGACGAGGUCUGCACGGAGGACCGAGAGGUGCUCUACGCCGAGAUGGCCCUCACAGGUUGUGCUGGUCAGCUUUACUCAGCUGGCAUAUGCCCCAAGGAGGUGCGCGAAAGGCCAUACGGCCCGGCAUUCCUGAUCUACUACGGGCCCGCGUUCCUACAAAACAUGGGCAACGACAGUCCUGCUGCGAAGAUCAGGAUGUUGGCCGAGAUAUACCGGCUCGCGCGCAUCAUUUGGCCAGCCCAGGCAGAGAAGGUAGCGCAGUACGUCACAAUCCGGAUAGAUUGCAUCAAGGAGAUCAGCGUCGCCGACAUACGCAAGGCGACGCUCAGCGGCGACAAAUGGGUGAUAGUCAAGCGCAACGAGACCGAGGCAUUCGUGGAGCGAUCCUCUCAGCGGAGACUGAAUAAGAUGAUCAGGGCGAGGCAGCAGAUGCAGAUCCUUGAGGUCAGCAAGUUCGACGCAGAUCCUAGCUGAAAGCAGCGGCCGCGGCUCAGCAAUGACGGGUUGCGUGCGCGCAUUUGCAUUUGUCCGACACCAGCAUUUCUGUCAUGUAUGAAUGCGGGCAUGGAGGUUUAACCGAAUAUGUUUUGGCAAAGGCCACAUUUUGUUUCUGUCAUCAAUAGUUUCAGAAAGUGGGAGGGGA